Molecule: messenger RNA, 2037 nt
Organism: Penicillium psychrosexuale
Lineage: Eukaryota; Fungi; Ascomycota; Eurotiomycetes; Eurotiales; Aspergillaceae
Gene: medA
Product: transcriptional regulator medA
Exons: 2
Coding region: 1-2037 (678 amino acids)
Cellular component (GO): nucleus
Source: RefSeq, a predicted model, not a curated record
AUGUCUGCUUUCCAGAAGCCCGUUGCCGGCGCCAUCACAGGUACGUUGCAGCUGAAGAACUUGGUUUGCGACGGAACAUCCCGUGUGCUGAGACCAAACACAGAUUACGGUUCCACUCGAUCUUUGCAUGAUGCUGCCUCUUACUCGAACUACGGCCAAUCGCCUUAUGUGACGACCGCCAUGGUCCCCUCGCCUAUGGCCGAUCAGGCAAGUCAGAUCUCGGACUGUGUUCCGUAUCUGCCCAACGAGUACGCUAGCUCGUACGAAGAGUCUCAGUCGCCCAUGAUGGGUGCACGCCACCGUCAGCUACCCGAAAUUGUGACAUACAACCCCCAGCGGGGAAGUGAAGGAACUAGGGUGAUGGUCCAGAUCCAGUGCCCCUAUGACCUCCACGCUUCCUCGUACGCAGCUUUGUAUGUGGUUUUUGGCUCCAAGAAGUGUGAAUCGCUUCCGCAUUUCCUUGGAUUCCAGGACUCUGCGUUCCAGUACGGUCUCUCGGCUGACGUGCCUGCAUUCUUGUCUACUGGAUCCCCAUCUUUUGCUGUUCCUCUGUCCGUCUUGAUGGAGACCCAAGAUGACUGUCCCGCCACUUCUCUCCAGGUUGGUGUGUACACUUAUGAGCAAGCUUCCCACCCUUCGCCAUCAGCGGAUUCCCGCAAGCGGAAGUUUUCAUAUUCUGAUGCUCCUGUGGCAUCUGCCAAACGACACAACGGAUCCGUGAUCCCCAAGGUUGAGCACCACGAGGGCUACCACGGCCGCUCUGUGUCAGCGUCCUACUCGCCUUACCUCCAGCCUCUUCCCGCCAUGGUUGGGUUUGUCGCGCCAUAUCACUCUGCAUCCUCUCCCCAGACUGGCUCUGGCCAUUACUCUUCUGUCUCUGCCACCUCUCAGCCCGCUCUCCGUGUCCCUUCCCCUAUCACCCCAGCUUGGAGCCCCUCUUUCGUCUCUGUGAGCAAUGAUGCUCGCAACGGUCUCGCGUUGACACAUGUUCCUCAGCACAAGGGUCCCCCCCAGCGUGGUACUUCAAAUCCCACUUUGAUCCGCACCUCCACCAUGCAAACGCACUCCAUGCCCCACAACCCAGCCUUCAAUCCCUAUGCCAUAUAUCCCACCAAGGCUAUCCUCAAGCUGAACGGUGAUCUCGAUACUAUGACUCAAGGCUGGACAAAGGAGGAACGCGCAUGCCGACGUCGCCUGGUGCAAUUCACCCGCUCUCAAACUGGCAGCACCAUCCAGGGCGAUUUCAAGGCUGUGUCUCCCGAAGAUCGCGCCCCCAACAGUAUCUGCAUCAGCUGCAUUUCAUGGGAGGACAAGAAUGAGUGCUACGUCACCAGUGUCGACACCAUCUAUUUGCUCGAGUCCCUCGUGGCUGUGCGCUUCACUGUUGAAGAGAAGAAUCGAAUUCGUCGCAACUUGGAGGGGUUCCGUCCCCUCACCGUCUCCAAGGCCAAGGUCGAGAGCGAAGACUUCUUCAAGGUUAUCAUGGGCUUCCCUGCUCCCAAGCCCCGCAAUAUCGAGAAGGAUGUCAAGGUGUUCCCUUGGAAGGUCCUGAGCCAGGCACUAAAGAAGAUCAUUGGGAAAUACUCUGCCAGCUAUUCCUCAACGGCAAGUGCCAUCCCUACACCAAUGACCACCACCUAUACCAGCCAUGCCAGCCAUGGCACUGGUUCGGAUUCCGGCACCGAGCCUCACACUGCGAACUCCCCUCAGUCUAUCUCCGACAGUGGUGCUGGCCACAGCUACCAUGGUAUGCCCGUGCAGACCUACUCGCAGGCAGACCACUCCUCCCACCUGUCUUCGGCGCCCAAUAUCCGGUCUAUGAGCGCAGUGUCCCAGCCAUAUACAUCUGCUGGAGCAUACUCGUAUCCAGCCAUGAGCCAUCACAACGGUCUGCCACCCGCGGCUCCGCGAGCAUCUUGGGACAUGCACCCUCUCGGCCCCAACACUCCUCACACCGGUGCACCAGGAAAUGGCGGAUGCUAUACCUACUUGGAUCCCGUGUACUCCGUGCACGACACCGCCCACGGCGGCCACUGA